AUGCCCCAGGGUGCCGCGGAGGCUGACAGCCCCGGAUGGGGCUGGGAUGGGGACGGGGACGGGGACGAAGACUGGGGUGGCGCUGUGCGGGCCCUGCUGGGGCUGGCUGUGGUGGCCGCCACGGUGCUGGCCUGGCGCUGGCUUGGCGCUGGGCAGGACCAGGAGGCGGCAGGGCCGGCAGCCACAGCCCCUCGGCCAUCUCAGGGGGGAGGAGCCGGGCCAGCCCUGUCCCUGAAGUCCAAGGUCAGCGGUGGCGUCGAGGGACACAGCUGCGGGCAGGGGAAGCCAGACCCUCCAGGAUGUGGCCAGGGGAGUCCAGCGGCAGCGGAGGCCCAGGCCCAGGAGCCCCCGGGAGGUGGCGGUCUGGCCAUAGCCAUACCUCCACGCGAGACACCUGGUGAGGUGGCCAGCGGAGGGUCCUUGGGACGGCAGCAUGGUAAUGCCACUCCAGAAGCCCCCCGAGGAAAAGGAAGGGAGACUCGCAGGCCAGGCGCUGCCCUCCUGGGUAGGAGCAAAGCAAAGGGGAUGUCUGCGCCCGUCCUGAUACACUUCAGCCCCUGGAGUCCUGGAAGAGACGUGGAGCUGCAGGUGGAGGCAGGGGGCGUCCGAGCCAAGGCACCAGCUCACAAGGCCACAGCCCACACGGUGGAACGAGACACCAGCCCCUGGCAGCAAGGUGUGGGGUCACCUGGCUCACUGGGGAGGGGCCCAGGCAGCAAGGGGUUGCAGGUGGACCGCAGGUCAGGAGCGAGACCCCGCCGUUCGCUGAAGCGGGCCCCCCUUUCCCGGGGCGCUGCGGUGAGUGUGUGGGAUGCUGUGGGUGCAGCCAGCAGCCUCCCCGCGGGCUCCCAGGGGCUCCCUUUCCCCCAGGAGCUGCCCCCAUCACACACCCUGAAUACGAGGCCCCCGACAGAUGUCUUAGAGAAGGGGCAGGGGAAGAGCAGUCCCCAACCAGUCCCAGUCCUAGCUCUGGACUCAGAAGCCAAAGCUGAUGAGAGCAGGGAGGCUGGGACCCUGGCCCCCAGGGAGUCUCAGGGGUCUCCAGCCUCCAUGGAAGGCUGGCCCUGGGGCAGUCAGGAGGGGCAAUUCUCAACGAGCUGGGGAAACCUUAUUUCGAUGGUUCUUAGGAGUCACCCUUUCCCCAGGCCAGACAGGCCCCAAGGAAUAGUCCCAAGGGCAGCUCUGGAGAGCCCCAGAGAGCCCAGAAUUUCCACACCCUCCGAGAACAGAGAGUCUGCUUCUCCCCCUGAAGAGGCCGUCCCCAUCCGUGAGGACAGGCAUGGCUCAGCUGGACUGGUCACAGGGGACCUGGCUGAGGCUGGAGCUCGGCCACAGCCGAGUAGCAUCGAGACCAGCGAGGCUCCCACUGCAGGUCCUCCCUUAGGCCCAAGAGGGGAGAGCAUCGAGGAGAAACAUCCAGACUCGCUGCCCAGAGCUGCAGAGCCCAGGGUCCCCUCACGGCCACCGGAGCAGACCCAGCCUGGUCCUGCACCCUCCCCGGUUACAAGGCGGGACUCACAGCCUGUCCCCCGGCCACGGAAACGCAGCUUGUGUGAAAUAUCCCAGAGCUCUGAGCAUGAGGCCAGCCCGGCAGCCCCAGGGCAGCGCCGAGGACAGGUGCCCCGGGAGGGGCCCGGCCCCGCAGGGAGUGGGCAGGUCCUCACUGAGAAGCAGAAGGAGGCCCGAAAACUCAUGGUGUUUCUGCAGAGGCCUGGGGGCUGGGGGGUGGUGGAGGGGCCCCAGACGCCCAGGGCCUCGGCAGUGGCUCUGCCGCGAUGGCUGGAUCUGGGCAGCUGUCUGCAGGCACUGGCCUUUGCCCAGCAGCAUGGGGACCCCGGCCUGGCCCAGGAGACCUAUUCCUGGAUGAGCGAGAAUCUGCUACACGUGCUUGGAGACCCAAGCCUCUACCGGCAGCUGAGUGGGGCUGAGCGGGAGCGUAUUCUGAGCCUUCGGACCGGCCGGGGCCAGGCGGCGCUGGGGGUCCUCGUGCUGCCCAGCCUCUACCGGGUGAGCCGCUCGGGGCUCACAAGGGACCCUCGAGGGGAGGAGGCUCCCGCGGUGGGGCCCGCCCCCCCGCCCCCCCGCACGUACCUGCACGUGUUCCACCCCGGAGAGAACACGUGGCGGCCCCUGACCCAGGUGCCCCCGGAGGCCCCGCUCCGGGGCUGUGGCCUCUGCACCCUGCACAACUACCUGUUCCUGGCGGGGGGCCUCCGAGGAUCCGGUGCUGAGGCCGUCUGCUCCAACGAGGUCUUCUGCUACAACCCUCUGACCGACAUCUGGAGCCGGGUGCGGCCCAUGCAGCAGGCGCGGGCCCAGCUCAAACUGGUGGCACUGGACGGGCUGCUCUACGCCAUCGGGGGCGAGUGUCUGUACAGCAUGGAGCGCUACGACCCGCGCACGGAUGCCUGGACCUCCUGCGCGCCCCUCCCCGCAGGCACCUUCCCUGUGGCUCACGAAGCUGUGGCCUGCCAGGGGGACAUCUAUGUCACCGGGGGCCAUCUGUUCUACCGCCUGCUCAGGUACAGCCCCGCGAAGGACACGUGGGACGAGUGCCCCUACAGUGCCAGCCACCGGCGGUCCAGCGACAUGGUGGCUCUGGGGGGCUUCCUGUACCGCUUUGACCUGCUGCACGGUGUGGGUGCUGCGGUGAUGCGCUACAACACCGUGACGAGCUCCUGGAGCCGGGCCGCCUCCCUGCCCCUGCCCGACCCCGCCCCACUCCGCUGUGCGGUGGUGGGCAACACCAUUUACUGCCUCAACCACCAGGUCACAGCCACCCUCACAGUCUCUGAGGGAACCGCCCAGUUCCAGGCCAAGGAGCUGCAGCCUUUUCCCCUGGGGAUCAAAGGGGUCCUGUGCCCGUUCAUCCUGACUCUGCCCCCAGGGGACCCACUGCAGACUGCCCUCUGA
Messenger RNA from Hippopotamus amphibius kiboko, 2913 nucleotides. RefSeq names its product kelch domain containing 7B (gene KLHDC7B). Gene Ontology annotation, molecular function: protein binding. The transcript is spliced from 2 exons. The record is from RefSeq and is a predicted model, not a curated record. Lineage: Eukaryota; Metazoa; Chordata; Mammalia; Artiodactyla; Hippopotamidae. The coding region runs from base 1 to 2913 and encodes 970 amino acids.